GGUGGUUGCUGUGGUUCUACCAAGAAGCGCACCAUUGUUGGUGGUUGGGCAUGGGCUUGGUGGCUGGUGACCGAUGUGCAGCGCCUUUCGCUGGAGGUGAUGACGCUCAAUCCAAUGUGCGAGAAUGUUGAAACGGCUCAGGGUGUGCCAUUGACCGUAACUGGAGUGGCCCAGUGCAAAAUCAUGAAGAUGAUGAACGUGUAUUAUUUUCACCAUCAGGCUGACGAAUUGUUGGGCACCGCCAGCGAACAGUUUCUGGGCAAGAGCGUUAAGGAGAUAAAGCAAACAAUAUUGCAGACAUUGGAAGGACAUCUGCGUGCUAUACUCGGAACGCUUACAGUCGAAGAGGUCUACAAAGAUCGCGACCAAUUCGCAGCGCUGGUGCGCGAGGUGGCCGCACCUGAUGUCGGCCGCAUGGGCAUUGAAAUACUCUCAUUCACCAUCAAAGAUGUCUACGAUGAGGUGCAAUACUUGGCCUCGUUGGGCAAGGCGCAAACGGCGAGCGUUAAGCGCGAUGCUGAUGCGGGCGUGGCCGAAGCUAAUCGUGACGCCGGCAUACGCGAAGCAGAAUGCGAGAAAAGCGCCAUGGACGUGAAAUACUCCACGGAUACUAAAAUCGAGGACAAUUCCCGUAUGUAUAAGUUGCAGAAGGCUAACUUUGAUCAAGAGAUCAACACAGCGAAGGCUGAAUCGCAAUUGGCCUAUGAACUGCAAGCAGCCAAGAUACGCCAGAGAAUACGUAACGAGGAGAUACAAAUCGAAGUAGUCGAACGACGUAAACAAAUCGAAAUCGAAGCACAGGAAGUGCAACGCAAGGAACGCGAACUGAUGGGUACCGUUAAACUGCCAGCCGAAGCGGAGGCACAUCGUGUGCAAACUAUAGCACAGGGCAAACAAUGCCAAACGAUUGAGGCUGCCCGCGCUGAGGCCGAAAAAAUACGUAAAAUUGGUUCAGCUGAGGCUCACGCCAUCGAAUUGGUGGGCAAAGCGGAGGCUGAGCGCAUGCGGAUGAAGGCACAUGUCUAUAAACAAUAUGGCGAUGCAGCCAUUAUGAACAUUGUACUCGAGUCACUGCCUAAGAUCGCAGCCGAAGUGGCUGCACCACUCGCCAAGACCGAUGAGAUCGUACUCAUUGGCGGCAAUGAUAAUCUAACAAACGAUGUAACACGCCUAGUAGCACAAUUACCGCCGUCAAUAAAUGCACUCACCGGCGUCGAUCUAUCGAAAGUGUUGUCGAAGAUACCCGGAGCCAAGGCGUGAAAUUCAAUGCAACACUCCAGCAUGCAAACACCACAAGAUGCCAGAUCGAUGAUGUUGAUGACGUAAAUAUGAACCGUAUAUGGAUUGAUGAUGAUGGAAAAUGCAAAUUUAAAAAA
Rhagoletis zephyria (snowberry fruit fly) is the source of this 1376-nucleotide messenger RNA. RefSeq names its product flotillin-2 (gene Flo2). NCBI's taxonomy places the organism in Eukaryota, Metazoa, Arthropoda, Insecta, Diptera, Tephritidae. Gene Ontology annotation, biological process: regulation of myoblast differentiation; protein localization to plasma membrane. Gene Ontology annotation, molecular function: protease binding. The record is from RefSeq and is a predicted model, not a curated record. Gene Ontology annotation, cellular component: plasma membrane; flotillin complex; cytoplasmic vesicle.